This is a messenger RNA of Maudiozyma barnettii, 1083 nucleotides long. It is a transcript of the gene SPO11, whose product is annotated as DNA topoisomerase (ATP-hydrolyzing). Gene Ontology annotation, molecular function: DNA topoisomerase type II (double strand cut, ATP-hydrolyzing) activity; ATP binding; DNA binding. Gene Ontology annotation, biological process: meiotic DNA double-strand break formation; reciprocal meiotic recombination; meiotic DNA double-strand break processing. NCBI's taxonomy places the organism in Eukaryota, Fungi, Ascomycota, Saccharomycetes, Saccharomycetales, Saccharomycetaceae. The coding region runs from base 1 to 1083 and encodes 360 amino acids. The record is from RefSeq and is a predicted model, not a curated record. The transcript has a single exon. Gene Ontology annotation, cellular component: nuclear chromosome.
AUGAAGAAAUGUCUCAGUGAAUAUAUGGAAGUCCAUGAUACCAAGAAAUCAUUAGUCCAGGCAUUAACACCAAAAUGUCGCAUCAUUAAUAUGGAAUCACCAAUUGAAUCAUCGUCCUUUCAGGAAACGUUGUCCACAACAGUCAUGUUUUUGCUGCGUUCUCUUGAAUAUUCCACCCAAACCUUAACGUUGGUACUCUACAAUGGUAAAAGACGAAAUAAGAAGAUAAGAUUCCCUUAUUACGGCAAAGAACCUCAUUUGAAGUCCAGUGGGAACAAUGUAGCCAUGUUAGUGACUUUGUUACGGACUAUCGUUGAAAGGCAAAGUAAGUUUACCACCAGUACAAUAAGAGACAUUUUUUAUUCCAAUGUGGAAUUGUAUCAGAAUCAAAGGAAUGUAGUGUAUUGGUUGGGCAUUAUUUCUAGAAAUUAUAAGUUGAAGUCAAGAGAUGAAUUGAAUAUCGUUGCUGCUCAAAAAGGAUUGAUUUAUUCAACGAUACAUAUACCAGUAAUUUUAAACAUCAAUACAAAGUGUUCAAUCAAUGCAGACACUAUUGAAUUAAUUCCAUAUAUCAAUGAUUUAACAAUCAUUAAAUUGGAUCCCACCAAUGAAUACAAUGUCAUAGUAUUUGAAAAAGAAGCCAUAUUCAAUAAAAUUGUUACAAAUUCUAUAAAUGUUUCAACUUUUUUAAAGAAUACUAUAUUUGUUACCGGAAAAGGUUAUCCUGAUCAUCUAACGAAACGAUUCUUGAAUAGGUUAUUACUUUGCAACGAACGUAUUAAUGUGAAAUUGUACGUCGAUUCAGAUCCAGAGGGUGUAUGUAUAGCCUUGAACUAUAUUAAUAACUGCACACAAACUAAUAAUAUAGAAUACAAGGGAAUUACAUUAGUUAAAUUGAUCAGCAAAAGAACACAAUUGCUCAACUUAACUCACCGUGAAGUGGUGUUGUCAGUUAAUAUGCUUCUUAAAAUAACUACUAAUCCUCAAAAGACCCUGACCAGAACAGACCAUGGAAUUGUUACACAAUUACAACGCCAAUUGUUCUUUUUCAAGAAAGGUGAAAUGAAUGCUUGCUAUAUUUAA